AUGACUACCAACAGUGCACAAGUCUCAGCACGUUCCGAGCAACCAGAUCGGUCUCACGCAGCUGUGCAUGAUUCUUAUCCCCUCCUUCCAACGCAAUUCUUACCUUCACGUAUCCGACAUGCUUCUCUUGCACAACUAAAAGAAGCGCUAGAGAAGCUUUAUUCUGCAUACGCUAUAAACGAGCCGCGCGAAGAGUGGAUCUGGGAGCCGGAUCCCAGGCAUGAGAUCAGUGACAGUUGCGAGCCAACUGAAUCGGGAUGUCAGUAUGAGAUUUCAGAUGCGGUUUCUCUAAGGGCUGAGUCGGAUCCGCCGGAUGACAUGUUUGAGACACAGUACGUGCGCACAUGGCUUAGUGCUCUCAUACAAUAUGGAUGCAAGCAAACAGAAGCUGCGAGCCUCGUUGACGAUGCAGCUUCUUUGCUCGUGCAUUUGGCAGGAAAAGCAGCAAGCGGCGAGCGCUGGUGCACGUACUAUUUUUUUCUUUCACAAGAUGGUCCACCUCAAAGUCGCGACGAGGCUGUAGCAUCGAUCCGCAUCCGCGAUGCCGCACUGACCGAGGACGCCUUGGGCAUUCGUACUUGGGGUGCAGCGCCUUAUCUUACACGUCGACUUAUUCAGCAAUAUGCUGACUCGCGUGAAAGGCCGACAAAGAUCCUUGAGCUUGGCGCAGGUACUGGGCUCGUCGGCCUUGGUCUGGCUUCCUGGUUAGAGAAGCAACAACCACGACAGGCCAAAGCCCUCGUCACUUUGACUGAUCAUCAUGCUAACGUGCUGGCGAAUCUAUCUGAGAAUGUCACGGCAAAUGGCAUUGGUGGUGUAUGUGUUCGACGUCUCGAUUGGCAGCUUGUGUACAACGCGAAGCACCAACGUCCCUUGUCAUCUAACGAAACGCUAGCACAAACACUGCCGCAGAAUAACGAGUCCUUGACCGCCAGAUAUGGUGAUGUCGACGCACAUGUCAAGUUUGAUCUGUUGGUCGCUGCGGACUGCAUAUACGACCCGCAGCAUGCAAGCUGGAUUCAUGCAGUUGCUGAGCAGCACUUAUCGCGGCCAUCCACCGACUUCCCAAACCCUCAGUUGCAUUUGCUUAUACCGAUCCGUGCAACUCAUCUUGCCGAGUUGGCCAGCGUGUAUGAUGUGUUUUCCGCACAAAGUACACUCCGUAUCGUUCACACCACUGAUCUUGAAGGGCACGACGAUUUCGGUCCUGUCUCCAUGUGUGCAAAUUCUUUCCCUCUUCGCAACAAAGGGUCGGCCGUCUCGUAUAGGCAUAUGAUCGUGGAAUGGACACAAGCUUCUUUGGCUUUCAAUUCUCCUACAUCUUCUGGUCCUGCUCACGGGACUUGA
This is a messenger RNA of Malassezia globosa CBS 7966, 1347 nucleotides long. RefSeq lists its product as uncharacterized. The transcript has a single exon. The coding region runs from base 1 to 1347 and encodes 448 amino acids. NCBI's taxonomy places the organism in Eukaryota, Fungi, Basidiomycota, Malasseziomycetes, Malasseziales, Malasseziaceae. The record is from RefSeq and is a predicted model, not a curated record.